This is a messenger RNA of Podarcis lilfordi (Lilford's wall lizard), 9103 nucleotides long. The record is from the annotation of a GenBank genome assembly. Lineage: Eukaryota; Metazoa; Chordata; Lepidosauria; Squamata; Lacertidae.
AUGAGCUUGCUGUGCCUCGUCUUGGCGCUGAGCCUGCUGGGGGUCCGCGGCUUGGGAGACCCCGGCCCGUUGGAGGACGUAGUCAUCGACAGAUACUACAUCCCCAAAGUGUGCCUGCGAGAAGUCCAGAUGGGCGACUUCGUCCGGUACCAUUACAAUGGCACUUUUCAGGACGGCACCAAGUUCGACUCCAGGUACUUUCCCCCCUUCUCGUUUCCCUCGCUGAGAAAUGCGCAGCAGCGCCCGUCCAGGGCAGGACUGGGUCCUUUGAUCCAGAGACAAAGGGUUAGGUGGUGGCUCACCUGCAGUCCCUGGCAAAUUGGAAUUAAGGAGUGGCAAAAUAUCUUCCCCGCCCCCGUGUUCAAAACUCCGAUUGUUCUAGGCGCAUUUUGCGACGGAAUUAUUUCAUGAGCAAAAGCGGUUUCUGAGUUCCGGGCGCAAGAUUUCAGAGUAAAACUGCAGAGUGGAAGGAAAGGAGGACCUUUUUCUGCCUCCCCUACUUUCUGAGGACUGGAGAAGAGACACUCUUAAGAAUAUUAAGGGGGUGGGCAGGGGAAGGACUAGACCAUGUGGAAAAGGAGCAUAAUAUUUUAGCUGCAGUUCAUUUUCAGCUUUGUAUUAUCAAAAAGUGCGCCUAGACAUUCUGUUGUUGCAUCCAUAACCUAAGGUGCCAUUGUGCCUAGAUUUCAUAUCUCAGUUUCUAACACUGUCCCUGCCCCUCCCCUUAGGAGAUUCCCCCAUAAGUUGAGAGACAGGAGACCCACGUUUUAAUGUUUCAUCUUUGCGCUUUUGAAAUAGCCAUGCGUGCAACCUAGAAAAACAGCCCUUCCUUUAUUAAAAUAAAACAACAGCCCGCCAGCAAUGAGAAACCUUCAUUCCCUCUCUCUCCCUUGCAAGAGGAAUUGCGUGCCUCUGGCGGUAUGUGCCUUCUAUCUUCUGCCUCUUUGGGGCCUCGGGGGGAAAGAGAAAUAUGGAGCCGCUGAUCCCUCGCAUAACUUCAGAAGCUUUUGCACAGCGGUUUGCAGCUGCCAAGCCAGCUUCUGGCUAGAAGGGUGCAGGGUGGACUUUGCAAAGAGCCAGGUCUGGAAAAAAAGGGGUCCACCCUGGUACAAACAUGGGCAGGCAUGCAAUAAAUGUUGUGGGGGCGCUGGUGAGGAGCAAAGCAAGGGUGAAGGUGGACACGAAAUGCAUGUAAUGCUUCAAAUUAAAAUACUUUAAUUAAAAGCAUAUAUUUAAAAGUGCAUAUUGGUCAUGACUCUGUGACUAGAGCAUUGGAAAGAGGUUUGUUUGUUUUGGGGGGAACUGAAUAGAAUACUGUUGACAUGUUUUUCUUUUUAUCUGAGUUAGAGAUUUCUAUUCAGAAAAGCUGGAUAUUCAGGAAAGGGACAUUAAAAAUCUCUGAGAAAGCGGGGGCAAUUCAGGCCACAAACCCUUGCCUUAGCAAACAUACUUUAGAUAAUUUCUUCCCAUCGGCUAAAUUUAGGUUUUAUCGUUGUGGAAUCUGACCACACUCAAUGAGAUUUAGUCCCAGGAACUUGUUAAAAAACAACAAUUAUUAUUGUGGGGGGUAAGGAGAUGCAAGGAGUGUUUUGAGGAGGGCGAAGUGUUUGAAAUAAGACAAAAUGGACGUCCUUCUAUUAGGUCUGGCCUGUUUUUGCUGUAGGCUGCUCCUGUGAAAACUCAGAGCAACCCACAUUCCUCAAGUCCACAGAUGAUAAAAUCAGAUCACCUCAAAGGAUAAUAAACCUUCAGUUUUCACCUCUCCUGAUACUCCCUUCUCCAUCCGUGCAGUCCUUGGAAAUAAGUCCCAUAGAGUUCAGUGGGACUUUCCCCCAGGUAAUGGGUAUCAAGGGAGAGAGAAGGAAAGGAAAGAUUAUCGUUGCUGAAUGGCUGGUGGUUGUUUUUUAAAGGACGGACUCUUUUUCUAUGGUUGCAAGCAUACUACCGCGGUGCACUAUUUGGAAUUUCUGAACAUAGAAUUGUAGCCAGUGUUGCAUGCAUGGAUUCCCAUUCAGGCAAUCGGACUUCCCUUCUCUUCUCCCCCCCCCCCCCACCAUGUCCCCAAAAUCUUCUCCCAACCCUCUGGAGCAGAAUUUGAAGGUGCAUAUGGGGGGGGGGGGGCGUGUCAGAGGAAAGGAAAGUUAAAGUCAUCUGUGUAAUAAUUUUUUUGCUGGAUCAAACCAAAUUGCAGCCCAACAUUCUACAUGAUAUAGUAUACCAAAAUUCGAAUAAGGACAGAAUUGAUAAAAUAAAUUUUAAGAGGGAGAAGGGAACACAUCUAGAGCAGGACGUUUUCACGUAAGGAUAUUUCAGAUCUGAACUUCCAGGCUUUGUUUUAAAACUAAAAAAAUUAAGAUGUGGAACUUUUAGUUAAACCUGUCAUGCGUCCGAACUCCCUUAAUAAAUAAGGAACACUCACUCACUUUUCUGGUAGUUCCCUUGCAUCAAAAGACAAAUUGUUUGACUGAGAAUGGGUGCAACAAUCCCUGUCCUUUGCUAUUACAUUAUCCCUUGGUUCAGCAUCGCUGAAUCUUAUGUGUAAUUUAGCUGGCACAUCCUAAGGUAUAUUAGCGUGAUAACAAAACUAUUAGGGCAUUUUGAAAUUGUGUCUUGAGCAUCAAACCUCACUGCCCACAGAGCCAGGUUGAGCUACGAAGCAAGAUAGCGGUGUGUCAGAAGGAAGGGGGCAGGCAGUGAGCUGCUAUAGGCUGUGGGAGGAGAUGGCGUCCAUGAUGGGAUCUGCCGUUUGGGCUGUAGACGUGUCAUCCGCAUGAGGCUGCAGCUGCUUAUGCAUUUUAAAAGGCUGGAUUUUGCAACUUAGGACGGCGACUCCUUUUCCCGUCCAAAAUGCACACACUGGAAGCAGCAGUCCUAUAAAAUGGAUCUAGUUUUCUAGAGAUCUGGAAGAAAACUUGGUCUUGAUUUGAAACCUCGGUGCUAACUGCCUUUCCUCCCCCAUAUCAUGACAUGCGGGCUGAUCCUCUUGGCGAAUUCAGAGUGCAGGAUCAGGCUAUUCUGCUCCUCCUUUUCUGACUGAAAGGAAGUUGGAGAUCGGGUUUCAUUUGCUCCUCUCCCUGCUAGCAGGAAUAGUUUGGGAGGUUUUGGGGUUUUUUUCCUCAUCAGCAAAACUUUACGGAAUUUCUGCCUUACUAAAAUGGGCAUACACCCACAUUCCUUGCUUCAGGGCAUAGUUUUGUUUAAAAAGGUGGUUUCUGCUGUUGCGGUGCAAUUUGGGUAAAUAAUUGAAUCGGUCCUAAAAUAGUUUUCGUAAAUGUAUCCAAGCGCAUCUUGAAGCCAGCAAGAUUUCUUUUCCUUUUUGCUCCCUCAACAGUUACAGGAAGAGUUUGUGGGGAUUUUUUAUACUACAAUGCUGCUUUUCAGCCUUAAGCUCUGGUUCUCAAAUAGUUUUCCACGAGGUCCACUCUGAGGAGGGAACAGCCAGGCCAGGCCUCAAAAUGAACUCAGGGAGACGUGUUUCCACUUCCACCAUACCACACAAACUUCCUUUGCCUCUGAAUUGGCCAGAAUUGUUGCUGGGCCUGAUGGGAAUUGUAGUGCCAAACAUCUGGUAGUUGGCCAAGGGUGGCCUAGCUAGUCUAACAUCCUGUUUCUCACAGUUGCCAGCCAACCGCACGGAUGGGAUAAGCCUGUAGCCAGGAUAUGAGAGCCACAGCCCUCACCUGGUGUUCCAGGGGAUGUGGGUGGCACUGUGGUCUAAACCACUGAGCCUCUUGGGCUUGCUGAUCAGAAGGUUGGCGGUUUGAUUCCCCGCAAUGGAGUGAGCUCCCAUUCCCAUUCCAGCUCCUGCCAUCCUAGCAGUUCGAAAGCACACCAGUGCAAGUAGAUAAAUAGGUACGCUGUGGCGGGAAGGUAAACAGCAUUUCCAUGUGCUCCGGUUUCCAUCACGGUGUUCCGUUGCACCGGAAGCAGUUUAGUCAUGCUGGCCACAUGACCCGGAAAGCUGUCUGUGGACAAACGCCGGCUCCCUUGGCCUGAAAGCGAGAUGAGCACCACAACCCCAUAGUCACCUUUGGCUGGACUUAACCGUCCAGGGGUCCUUUACCUUUUACCUUACCUUCAUGUGGUGUUAAAGGUAAAGGGACCACUGACCAUUAGGUCCAGUCAUGGCUGACUCUGGGGUUGUGGCGCUCAUCUCGCUUUAUUGGCCAAGGGAGCCGGCGUACAGCUUCCAGGUCAUGUGGCCAGCAUGACUAAGCCGCUGCUGGCAAAACAGAGCAGCGCACGGAAACGCCGUUUACCUUCCUGCCUAUUUAUCUACUUGCACUUUGAUGUGCUUUUGAACUGCUAGGUUGGCAGGAGCAGGGACCGAGCAACGGGAGCUCACCCCAUCACGGGGAUUCAAACCGCCGACCUUCUGAUUGGCAAGUCCUAGGCUCUGUGGUUUAACCCACAGCGCCACACCACACCACUGUGUAGUGUUGCUCCCCAGCAAAUGGCAUUUGCCAAUAUGCCGCCUGAGAACCUGGAGCCAUAACUAGUAGACUUUGAUCAGCUCAUCCUCCGUAAAUUGGUCCAAUCCCCUUUAAAGCAAUCUAAGCCAGUGGCCAUGACCACACAUCAUGUUAUCUGUUAACUGGCCAUUUUAGAGUUCUCUUUGCUCCAUUUUUGUUGUUUCUGCUCAUCCCUUCCAUCAAUGCCUUCUUCCCUUUCCAGCUAUGAUCGGGGUGCCACAGUGGCCGGCGUGGCUGGCGUGGGGCGGCUCAUCACCGGCAUGGACAGAGGUCUGCAGGGGAUGUGUGUGAACGAGAGAAGGCACCUCAUUGUGCCCCCUCAUCUUGGCUACGGCAGCAUCGGCGUGGGUGAGUGGCAAGAGUCCAGGGUUGACAGGCGUGGCCUGAGCCUGACAAUAUCUUAGCUGCAUAUCUGUGCCUUUAAGGACACAUUAAAAAAAAACAAAAAUGCCAGGGAGUGUGCACAGUGAUCUGAUCAAUUAGAUCCUAGCAUGGGGGCAGGAGAAUCAUAAGAGUUUGAAGGGACCCUGAGGAUCAUCUAGUCCAACUCCCUGCAAUGCAGGAAUAAGCAGCUGUCGCUUACGGGGAUUGAACCUGCAACCUUGGCAUUGUCAGCACCAUGCUCUAACCGACUGAGCUAGCCAUAGCAAGGAUAGCACUGUACUGCAUUGCAAGGCCCUGAGAAUGAAUGAAUGAAUCUUGCAUGAUGUAGUGGUUAAGAGCUGUAGACUCGUAAUCUGGGGAACCAGGUAGGCUUCCCCGCUCCUCCACAUGCAGCUGCUGGGUGACCUUGGGCUAGUCACACUUCUCUGAAGUCUCUCAGCCUCACUCACCUCACAGAGUAUUUGUUGUGGGGGAGGAAGGGAAAGGAGAAUGUUAGCCGCUUUGAGACUCCUUCGGGUAGUGAUAAAGCAGGAUAUCAAAUCCAAACUCUUCUUCUUCUUUAUUUGCAUCAGCCAUUGGCCAUCACAAUAAAACAACAAUAUGAUAUACAAAGAAUAGAAAUAAAAAGUCAAUUAUAUAAAAUACAUUUUGGGGUUUUGGAAGGCCCUAAUAUAAUAAGAGCAGGUUUCUAUACUGAGAAGUUGUUUCAAGUCUCCAAACACGCUUGAGCUUCCCUACUUCUUGUCAUUUCCGGUUCCACCCGUUUCGCUUUACAUGGCUUCCCCAUCCACCACUCUUUUCUCCUCCAUUUUAUGCAUUUCCUGUACUUGGUAAAGUGCCACGCAGAUGGAUGGCCGUAUAGAAAUAGAUAAAUAGUGGUACCUCGGGUUACGUACUUAAUUCGUUCUGGAGGUUCAUUCUUAACCUGAAACUGUUCUUAACCUGAGGUACCACUUUAGCUAAUGGGGCCUCCCACUGCCGCCGCACGAUUUCUGUUCUCAUCCUGAAGCAAAGUUCUUAACCCGAGGUACUAUUUCUGGGUUAGCGGAGUCUGUAACCUGAAGCGUAUGUAACCUGAAGCGUAUGUAACCCGAGGUACCACUGUAUUGAAUGGCCUGGUGCCAUUGGCGAAGGGGCAGUGGUUGUGGUGGCCUCCCAGUCCCCCUGAGAAUUAUCAUUUCAGUCUCCAUGGUCGUUCCUCAUUUUCAACCCCAUAGCUGGCCUGAUUCCCCCGGACACCACCCUCUACUUCGAUGUCAUCCUGCUUGACAUUUGGAACAAAGAAGACAAGCUGCAGAUCACCACCGUCUCCAAGCCGCAGCGCUGCAACCGCACAGUGGAGAACUCCGACUUUGUGCGCUACCACUACAACGGCACACUUCUCGACGGCACCCCUUCGACUCCAGGUAGGAUGUGCUGAAGGGGAGAUGGCAUGUUUUGGCUCAGAGGUCUGGUACAGAGAGUGAAAGACAGCAAAAUAAUGUCAUUGCAGUUGCAAUUAUAGCAGUCCCUUGGCUACAGUCCUGAACUGGAUUGACCCCUACCCUUCCAAGGCUGCUGGUGGUUUAAAAAACAGAAGGAGGAUUCCAGCCACAGGAUUCAAAGAUGCAUUUAGCAUUAUGUUUUUAAGUUGACUCUCGUUCUGUAUAAUAGGUAGAGCAGCUGUCCGGUCAAAGAUGCUGGAUCUCUGGUAGUGGUGUUAGUUGCAGUUAAAUGCAGUGAUUAAGAACAAUGUAGAACAGGCUUCCUCAAACUCGGCCCUCCAGAUGUUUUUUGGCCUACAACUCCCAUGAUCCCUAGCUAGCAGGACCAGUGGUCAGGGAUGAUGGGAAUCGUAGUCUCAAAACAUCUGGAGGGCCAAGGUUGAGGAAGCCUCAUGUAGAAUAAGAUGAGGAGCGGGUGGCGCUGUGGUCUAAACCACUGAGCCUCUUGGGCUUGCUGAUCAGAAGGUUAGCAGUUCGAAUCUGCGUGAUGGUGGUGAGCUCCCGUUGCUCUGUCCCAGCUCCUGCCAACCUAGCAAUUCGAAAGCACACUAGUUCAAGUAGAUAAAUAGGUACCACUGUGGCGGGAAGGUAAAUGACGUUUCCAUGCACUCUGAUUUCCAUCACGGUGUUCCAUUGCGCCAGAAGCGGUUUAGUUAUGCUGGCCACAUGACCUGGAAAGCUGUCUGAGGACAAACGCCGACUCCCUCGGCCUGAAUGCGAGAUGAGCGCUGCAACCCCAUAGUCACCUUUGACUGGACUUAACCGUCCAGGGGUCCUUUACCUUUUUGUUUUUUUUACCUUUUAGUGGGUGGCUGUUUUUGACCAGUGCUGUGCUGCGAAGGUGGCGUUGUUUUCUCCGAACCGCUUCCUUGCCUGAUGUCUCUUUCCCUUUCUCCAUCCUCACCUGUCUCCCAGCUAUGGAAAAGACAGUACUUAUGACACCUACGUGGGUUCAGGUUGGCUGAUCAAAGGGAUGGACGAGGGCCUGCUAGGCAUGUGUGCUGGAGAGAAACGACAAAUAGUGAUCCCCCCGUUCCUGGCCUACGGAGAGAAAGGCUACGGUAAGGUGGUCAAGAAAUUGUGAAUCUGAACCACAAGGUGAACUGUAUUCACUCAGUACUUUUCUGAGCACAAUUCAAAGUGUUGGUGCUGACCUUAAAAGCCCUAAAUGGCCGUGGCCCAGUAUAGCUGAAGGAACAUCUCCACCCCCAUCGUUCAGCCCGGACACUGAGGUCCAGGUCCGAGGGCCUUUUGGUGGUUCCCUCACUGCGAGAAGUGAGGUUGCAGGGAACCAGGCAGAGGCCCUUCUCGGUGGUGGCACCCGCCCUGUGGAAUGCCCUCCCACCAGAUAUCAAGGAAAUAAACAACUAUCUGACUUUUAGAAGACAUCUGAAGGAAGCCCUGUUUAGGGAAGUUUUUAAUGUGUUAUAUUUUAAGGCAUUUUUAAUAUUCUGUUGGGAGCCGCAGAGUGGCUGGGAAACCCAGCCAGAUGGGCAGGGUAUAAAUAAUAAAUUAUUAUAUUAUUAUUACAUAUCUGCAGAAGAAUUUAAAUUUAUUAUAUUAUUUAAAUAUUAUUCUGAAAGUAUGCAAGAAAUCACCUCAGAUUCUGUGUCAAAGAAAUCCCCAAACCAAUUCUUUCUUUGUUUCUUUCAAAAAAAAAAAAAGGACAAUAAGACUUUAUUGUACUUAGAAAUAAAUAUCUUUUUGGGGGGAAAGGAUUGUACCUGCUAGCAGAUCUCAAGGGUCCCGCUUACAUAAGAAUGUAUGUACGUUUUUGCUCCUGUACAAAAACUUGGUGAUGAGGGACAAGAAUUCGUAGAAUUGUAGAGUUGGAAGGGACCCUGAGGGUCAUCUAGUCCAACUCCCUGUGAUGCAGGGAUCUCAGCUAAAGCAUCCACACACAGAGAUGUCUUUAAAAACAUGGUGUCUGCCAAGGGGCUAUGCACUAAUGUUUAAGACUGGGGUCCUCCAUCUUUCAAGGCCUGGGGGGCACAUUUGGAAAUGCAAGGGUGGGCGCAUGCACCAGACCCCCUCCUUGUAAAGCACACACACACAAGUGAACACCUCCAAAACACAGACAAACCCCUCCCAACCAUACAACAGCUCACAAGCCAGUGUGGUGUAGUGGUUAAGAGCGGUAGACUCGUAAUCUGGUGAACCGGGUUCGCGUCUCCACUCCUCCACAUUCAGCUGCUGGGUGACCUUGGGCUAGUCACACUUCUCUGAAGUCUCUCAGCCCCACUCACCUCACAGAGUGUUUGUUGUGGGGGAGGAAGGGAAAGGAGAAUGUUAGCCGCUUUGAGACUCCUUCGGGUAGUGAUAAAGCGGGAUAUCAAAUCCAAACUCUUCUUCACAAAGCCAAACAAAACCCUACAAAUAUAAAAAAGAAUGUACUGGUAGGGGGCUGUGGUGGGCACUGAGAGGGGUGUCUGAGGGUACCAUGACGUUCACUGGCACCAUGUUGGGGACCCCAUUACUAAAAGCCUCAAAGCCACAACUUUUGUGGGCUGAAGUCAGCUACAUUCAAUUGUGGAUUUAUCACAAAUGGCAGAAACCGCAACCUUAGCACACUUUGCCAUACAGUGCUCUUGAAGAAAGGGAUGGUAUUUCAAAAGCGGAUUAGCUGGCGUCCCCUCUAAAAAAUGGGGUGGUUUAAAGUGUUCCUCCACGUGACCUGGGUCCCUGUGGCCGCCUGAGCUGAAUUGGUUCUCCUUUCCUUUUCUCAGGCACUGUCAUCCCCCCUCAAGCCUCCCUGGUUUUUGA